AUGCGUUCUGCCAUCAUCUCUUCCGCUUUCGCGGCUGCUGCCAUUGCGGCCCCAGUCGUCGAGCGCCAGGCCGCAAAGGGUGGUCCAGGCGAUGGAGUCAUCCUCAACUACGCCCUCACCCUCGAGCACCUCGAGAACGCCUUCUACAAGGAGGGUCUCGCCAAGUUCUCCCAGGCUGACUUCGCCGCUGCUGGAUACGACAACGUCUUCUACACCAACCUGAAGACCAUCUCCGGCGAUGAGACCACUCACGUUGAGUUCCUGUCUGGUGCCCUCACCAAGGCCGGUGUUAAGCCCGUUGUGCCCAACACCUACGCUUUCGGCUUCGAGGACAUCAAGACUUUCCUCACCAUCGCCAACGUCCUUGAGGGUGUCGGUGUCAGCGCCUACCUCGGUSCUGCUCAGUACAUUGCUGAUGCCACCUACCUGACCGCUGCCGGCUCCAUCUUGACCGUUGAGGCUCGUCACUCUUCUUACCUGCGCGGUAACCAGCAGCCUCAGCUGUCGCCUUUCCCAUACCCAUUCGACACUCCUCUUGACUUCAACGAGGUUGUCACCCUGGCGGCUCCGUUCAUCACUGCCAUUGCACCAGAGAACGGUCCUCUCCCAGUCAACGGGUUCCCAGCCAUUGCUGCCGCCCCUGGCGCUGGCAAGGCCGGCGACAAGAUCACCCUCUCCGUCAAGAAGGAGGUUGAGGCUAAGGCUGCUUACUUCAUCACCAUCACCGGCUCAGUCGAGGCUCCUCUUGAGGGAUCCGGCAUGGAGUACACCAUCACCAUCCCAGAGGGUGCUCCAUCUGGCCAGGCUUACGUUGUCCUCACCAAGGAGAAGGUCAUGGGAACCCCAUCCGACGACACCAUCGUCGCUGGCCCAGCGAUCAUUGAGAUUGCUGACGCUCAGUCCGGUGUCAUCCCCGACCCAAAGAAGUGCGUCGACGGCAAGCCAGCUGGUUACGCUCCUGCCCCUGCUGCCCCUGCCGCCAAGCCUGCCGCUCCUGCUGCCAUGCCCGCUGCCCCUGCUGCCCACCCCAUCCAGCAGAUCGGUGACGGUCAGAUCCAGAACCCAGUCCAGCAGAUCGGUGACGGACAGAUCCAGUCCCCAGCUGCUCCCCCAGCCUACCACCCAGCGGCUCCCAAGGCACCAGAGGCUCCCAAAGUCUCCCUCACCACCGUCUACCACACAAAGGUCUACACUUCAUACGAGUCUCACCCCACUGAGACCAUGAAGGUCGAGCACCCAGUCGUCUACACCACCGUUGUUGAGAAGAAGCCAGAGCAUACUCAGGCACCCGUCUACGCCACUUCCACCAUGAUGGAGGAGCACAAGCCAGAGACCACCGAGGCACCUGUCUACGCAUCAUCCUCUUCCGAGGCCGAUGCGCACCAGGCUUCUUCCACCACCUGCACUGAGGAGGAGUCCGCCACCAUGGCUCCCGUCUACGAGACUCCAGCUCCUACCUACGACUAA
Messenger RNA from Ramularia collo-cygni, 1467 nucleotides. RefSeq lists its product as uncharacterized. Bases 1 to 1467 code for a protein of 488 amino acids. The transcript is spliced from 5 exons. NCBI's taxonomy places the organism in Eukaryota, Fungi, Ascomycota, Dothideomycetes, Mycosphaerellales, Mycosphaerellaceae. The record is from RefSeq and is a predicted model, not a curated record.